AUGUAUUCGUACAACACAAUUCAUGCCGGGGCUACUCGGGCCCCCGUCGUUAUCCAUCCCCAACCUCAGGGGACACUUCGAAUGGCCACUGUCCAUCCAACGACUGAUCCAGAUGUUCAAAGAAACCUCGAUUGCCUGAUAAGCCACCAGCACUUUGCUCACUAUUUUGACAUCAUCCACCGCUACCUAUCGAUCACCGACGAGAAUUGGCAACGUAUCGUGGACAUACGCAACUUGAAAAAUGGUGAUGUUAAUGUGUGGAUUGAACACCACCGAACCAUCCUUGAUAAUCCUCCGCCGGACAUAUUCAACUUGAUUGCCGACAUGAGACUCAACAAGAGCUGGGAAACAUCAAGGCCAGCGGUCCUCUCCCAGGUCCACAGCGCCGGCCAGACACAGACCCUUCCCUUCCCUCGCCCGCCGUGGUCCCGGAGAGUGACCCCCUCAUUACACUUGACGCCUCACACCCCGUCCACACGCUCCCGAUCACGGGACAGCAACCUCCCAAUAGGCUCAUCCGGUCCUUCCAUGGAGCGUACAGGGUCCGGUUAUCGACGCCCGAAUCGUCGUACCGAGCCUGACGAUGAUGAAGAGAGCUGUGCCCCGGCUGAGACUCACGUGUCGACCGCAAACGCUGGCCGCAUCGCGCCCGAAGGUUCUCGUUAUCAUUGUUCUUCAAGAAACUGCACAAGAAACUACGCCCGUCAAGGAGACCUGGAGAAUCAUUUACGCCAGCGUCAUGCCGAGUUGAAUACGGAGUUUCCAUUGCGCAACCCUCAUGACUACCUUCGACCUACUUCACAGGACGGUCAGCAAGGCGUGACCGUACCCGAAAACUCCACUUCACCCAAUCUUUCACAUCCAUUCCUUGAAGCCACCAACCCACGAUCUCCAGCCCCGACCUCUUUACAGCCUGGGCACGAAGCCUCUGACACCAUCAAUGCGGAUACAGUCCUCUCCGACGUUCUGGGCGCCGUCGGAGAGGACAUUUCGUUCAACGAGCAAUACUAUCUGGGUGCUCCCUUUCCACCCACAGCCCACCAAGCCCACUCCAGUCCAGCUUAUGGAGUGCAACACAACUUUGUCAAUGGUGACGGGCAAAAUAUUAGGAUUUAUCCAAGUACAGACUAUUUCAGCUACCAGACCGACGAUUAUAUGCAAGAAGGCUAA
Molecule: messenger RNA, 1170 nt
Organism: Capronia epimyces CBS 606.96
Lineage: Eukaryota; Fungi; Ascomycota; Eurotiomycetes; Chaetothyriales; Herpotrichiellaceae
Exons: 1
Coding region: 1-1170 (389 amino acids)
Source: RefSeq, a predicted model, not a curated record